Molecule: messenger RNA, 3093 nt
Organism: Colletotrichum truncatum
Lineage: Eukaryota; Fungi; Ascomycota; Sordariomycetes; Glomerellales; Glomerellaceae
Product: immunoglobulin A1 protease
Source: RefSeq, a predicted model, not a curated record
AUGACCUUUUCAUCAAAGCCAACACACGGUUCCUCAACGCCAGAUUCAGUGACACAAACCAACGUUCCUACAACCAAGUUAACAUACAUUACACUUGUCACGCCAGUCGAGUCGAGCAAGAUCACAACUGCUUCACCAUCCGGAGACAUCAUCCCUUCACAGGCCCCAUCAACAAGCAGUACCGCGUUGCUUCCAACCAGUAGUACUUCCGCUUCACAGAUUGCGCCAAAACUACCUCCUGGACCGAUCUCGACAAAGGGUACCUCUGGCAUAUGGACGGUGCCAUGGGUUAGCCCCUCAGAAUCGUCGCUCUCGUCGACUUCGACAGAAGAUCCACCGGCCACGCUUACUUCUCCACCACCCGGAGCAUCCUUCAUAACUCUGACUGAAGGGGCUUAUACUUCCCCGACCUACAUCACAACCACUUCACCAGGCGGCAUUGAUCCCACCAUUGUUCCAGUGAUUAUUCCUUUUUCAGGUCCUCCUGUCAUCUGUUUCAGCUGCUUCCCCAAGUUUCCUCCCAACAUUGCGAUCAAGACACCUGAAUUCUGCAUCCAGCUCUUUGGCUUGAAAAUCGGUAGCUGUCCCCCAGAUAAAGAUGGUGGUGGUGGAGGAGGCGGCGGCGAAGGCGGCGGCGGGGGUGGUGGAGGCGUUGAUGGAGAAGUAGACGAUGACAAGGCUUCUAAAAAGCCCGAGGAGCCCGAGUCUAUGACCAAGUCCAAGUCAGAGGCUUCGUCCACUUCAUCGUCGACAUCCUCCUGCACUGUCACUGUCACUGCGACUCACAAAACAGUGUUUUGCUCUGUAACACAAGCGGUAACUGGCGGUAGUCGUCCUCAUACAAGUGUCAGCACAACAUGUCUAACCAGCGCCUACACCACAGUCACCGGCUGCAGUGUAUUCAACUCUGUAGCCACGGUGACGACAACGAGAGCCAGUACCGCGAAGCCAUCUCACCCCUCUUGUGUACCGCAAAUCUGCGGCGGCAGUUCUUGUCCGAUAAACAAUCAGCCACCGACCAAGGUCACGCCUCGAGAUCUCGAGAAGCGCGGCAAGCCGGAGGAAGGGAAAUGGGUUGAUCCCAUAGAUUACCCUGACGGGUACAGGGAAUUCCUGCCAAAGGAAAUAAGAAAGUCAUUAAACGUGUUCGGGAUCGAUCAGUCCGCCCCGAAGCGGCUUCGGCGUGCCCCUGUCGCACCCAAGCCCUUCGCAGCCCUACCGACAUAUCUCCCCGACAUCGACGACACUGCGGAAUCAGUAGCAGAGAAUCUUCCGGUCUCGUCGCAAUGGAUCCUAUUCAAGGAUAAAGUCGAGUCUCUUGCCAUUGAAGGGUUGAUAGGCUGCACCACGGUCGUUCUGGUAACGCGCCGAGGAGCCUUUGCAUGCCAUUACUACGAACACAGUGUGAUGGACCCGUACCUCUUGCAGUUCGCCAUCGAGACCUGCCAUACUGGAUAUCAAGAAGGUAAUCCGUUGCGUGAAUACCACGAGUAUGGCAUGGACCAACUACGGAACAACCCCAGGCUGGGGGAUCUCGGCAUACUCCUUGGUGAUAACAGCAACCCAUAUGAGAUCAAGGACAUAACAGCUUACGUUAUCACGCCCCGGCCGCGACCAAAGUAUGAGAACCACGGCGUACAGGUCCCGGAUCCAGUGAUCCAAUCUGCUCAGAUAAACCGCGGUAAGAAGAUGUCUCCCCAUAUUGGAUGGAUAGGCAACAAUCUAGUGCGCACGUUCGGUCCUUUGCCGAUCCGAGUUAUCGACUAUCCGCCACCUAUGCUGACGAGGCAUGAUAAAGAGCGAUGGGAAAGAGACGAGGUAGGUUACAGCGACAAGGACGUCACGGAAAAGCUACUGGAUAUACCGUCUGAUUUCCCUCGAGGCAAGGCCCUUCUUCAAUACCAACCGGCGCCUUCGUGCGGCAACGGGCCGGCGAUGUGGCGGAUGUGGGUGGCCGAAGAGGGGUUCAAGGGUCAACACCCUUGGCCGCCAUUCGACUAUCAAAUCGCACCUCAAAGGGGGGCUGCUAGAGGAGGCGCGGUCCGCAGGCAAGCCUGCCAACGCCGAGACCAUAACGUCACGUACACCACCGGUACUGAUGGUUCGAUAGUCACCAUGACUGCCACUUCGACUGGUCAGGGAGUGCCGGCAGUGCCGACAACCCUAGGUGGUCAUAGUGGCUCCGAGGGACUAUUCACUACGACUGCAAUGUUUCCAACGAGCUCUCCGGCAAAAGCAACGACCAUUGCGAACGCAAGCUCGAUGGUAACGUCGGCUUUCUCAGACGUAAUGUCCACAGGCUUCAUCUCUACAGGCAUCACUUCUGCGGGCAUGAACUUUACACACUUCACCUCUACAGGUACCACUUCGACAGGCAUCAACUCUACACACGCCACUUUUUCGUCCCUUCUGUCCAGCUCAAAGACUUACCCAUCGCCAACCUUUACGGUGUCGCUCCAACCUUUUACGACAGUCACCAUCAGCACAGGAAUUACGACCGUCGUGGUGCCCUGGGUAUCUUCUACACUCCAAACCAGUAGCACAACAGCCACAACUACGUCCACGACCAUCAUACCCAGCACCAGUAUCUCUCCAUCUAAAACGAAUUCCAUCUACGUCCCCAUUUUCCGUCCUGGCCCUCUUCUCCCUCCAGGCCAUGGUGUCCCUCCCGGCCCUUCCCGUCCGUCACCUCCGAAACCAUCAGAGGGAGUGUACAUCUGGCUGAAAGAGAUGCUGGAUGGGUCCGGCGGGGCCCUAGCUCUAGCGGAACUGUGGGUGAUGAUUCCCCGGAAACUGGACAGCAAAGAAGUGUUCGAAGUGUGUAAAGCGGAAGAGUCAGGCUCCAAGCCGCAGAACUUCUUCAAACCGAGCAAGAUACCCCCGAGCUUCGGCGCCGACAGAAACAUAUUCGGGCGGAAGAAGUGCAAGUAUACCAAGGGCGACUGGAAAACUUCGUACGGCAAGUUCCAGUGCCAGGACGUCGACGCGUUCGAGUGCGAGAGGGAUCCCAAAUUGUUGGAGAAGACCGAUUGCACCACCUUGGAAAUGGUCCACGUGUGGCCCAAGGUCUGGUGCCCGUUUCCGGUUAAGUGA